Molecule: messenger RNA, 2102 nt
Organism: Rosa rugosa (rugosa rose)
Lineage: Eukaryota; Viridiplantae; Streptophyta; Magnoliopsida; Rosales; Rosaceae
Product: serine carboxypeptidase 1-like
Exons: 7
Coding region: 599-2098 (499 amino acids)
Biological process (GO): proteolysis
Cellular component (GO): vacuole
Molecular function (GO): serine-type carboxypeptidase activity
Source: RefSeq, a predicted model, not a curated record
GUUUCAGCAUAUAUAAGAGUAGCUAGUAAGAGUGCCUAUCCCUUCUCCUCCUGGCACUUCUCGUACUUUGUUUAUCCCUGCACCUCGAUCCUUAAUCUUAUUCUGAUCUCCAUCUGCGAAUACCUACCGCAUGUAUUUUAUAGCUAGACGUCAUGAACAGUAACCAAAUUAGGUCAAAACAUCAAACGAAGGCUACGAGACCUGAUCAAAUUAGAAAAGUAGGAACCAUUAGUAAACCUUAUUAAACUAGAAAAAAAUAAUAAUAAUAAUUCAAAGUUGACAUACCAUUCAACCCAAAUUUGGCUUGAAUAGCAGUUUCAACCCAGAUCGAGUAAUUCAAAUGAACUUAUGUAUUCCAUAAAAAUAGAACAAAAUUGAACCAACCGUUACUGAUAUAGCUGUAUAUUCCAUAAAAAAGAACAAAAUUGUACCAACCGUUGUGAAGAAUCCUUUUAUAUUUGGCAAGUCUAUGAAUCCAAAGAUCGUCUAAAUGCACGCAUUGAUGUAUUAUGUAUUCUCGUCUCAAUCAAGGUUGUAGUACUCACCUAAUUAGGUCAAUAAAUACUGAAAGCACUUUCAGUGCCAUGGCAAGAAGAUCAUGAAGCUAUCAGAGUUUACAUGUUUGCUCCUCCUGUGUAGCUACCAAUUGACCUUUCUUUUACCAUGCAACGCCAACCAAAUUGACAACCUCAACAGGUUGAUCAAAUCUCGCAGAUUUAGAACUAAUCGUCCUCCUCAUUCGCAAUCCUUCGUUGUUUCGGAUGUCGAGGAUCACGAAUUUUCUUCUCCAGUUUAUGUUGGACCCCAAGAUGGGUUGAAGGAAGCUGAUAAGAUUGAUGCUUUGCCAGGACAACCUAAUCUUAGUCCCGGAGAAAAAUUUAAUCAAUAUGCAGGCUAUGUUACAGUGGAUCCUAUAGCUGGGAGAGCACUGUUCUACUACUUUGUAGAGUCACCUCAAAAUUCUUCAACUAAACCUCUAGUGUUAUGGUUAAAUGGAGGACCAGGAUGUUCAUCUUUUGGGUAUGGAGCCAUGGAAGAAUUGGGAGCUUUCAGAGUUAACAGUGAUGGAAAGACAUUAUUCCGGAACGAUCAUGCUUGGAACAAUGUGGCGAAUGUACUGUUCUUGGAGUCUCCGGCAGGGGUUGGGUUCUCUUAUUCAAACAACAAAUCGGACUACGAAAACGUUGGUGACAAGAGAACGGCGAAAGACUCGUACACAUUUCUUGUAAACUGGCUAGAGAGAUUUCCUCAAUACAAGAGUAGAGAUUUCUUCAUAAUUGGAGAGAGCUACGCUGGUCAUUACGCACCUCAACUUGCUCACACCAUUCUCUCAAAGAACAACGCCACAAAGCAAACAAAAAUCAAUCUCAAAGGCAUUGCGAUUGGGAAUCCUUGGAUCGAUGACAAGGAUGGCACACUAGGUGGUUAUGAUUAUUUGUGGACACAUGAUUUGAACUCGGACGAAACUCAUGCCGGAAUACAAAAAUAUUGUGACUUUGCCUCGGGUAAUAUAUCGCAGACGUGUAUUAUCUAUAUGAACAAAUCAGCCGACGAGCUUGGAGACAUUGAUAUUUACGACAUCUACGCUCCACAGUGCAACAUAUCAUCUGGAUCCAAAUAUGUCUCAGAAGCUCCUUCUGUUAAUAGUUUUGAUCCAUGCUCUGAUAAAUAUGUGGAGGACUAUCUAAACCUCGCCGAGGUGAAAGCAGCUCUUCAUGUUAAACCCACAAACUGGACAGCUUGCAGUGGUAUAGGAUGGACAGACGGCCCAACAACCAUUCUACCCAGAAUAAAGCAGCUUAUAGCAAGUGGGAUGAGUUUAUGGAUAUACAGUGGAGACACCGAUGCAAGUGUGCCAGGCACGUCCUCUAGAUACUCCAUAAACAGGCUCAAGCUACCGAUUGAGAAGCCAUGGCGGCCAUGGAACGCUAAUGGAGAGGUUGGAGGAUAUGUGAUUGGCUACAGGGGGUUAACAUUUGCUACGGUAAGGGGAGCUGGCCAUAUGGUUCCCAGCUACCAACCACAGCGAGCACUCACCUUGAUCUCAUCAUUUCUUCAAGGGACGCUUCCUCCUGCCUUCCCAGCCAAAUCCCAAUAGUAAU